CUGGGAGUGUGGGCUGGGCUGCGCUGGCCCCAGCCGCCCGUGGGCAGAGUCGUCUCCGGCGGUGCGCACAGCAUUCAGGGAGACCCUCCGCCGGCGGGUGGAGGUGGACGGAGAGGGCAGGCCCUCGGAAGUGGCCUCUACAGUCAGCACCAGGGGCGGUUCCCUCCUCACCCGUGGUCACCUGGUCCAGCCUGUCGCCUGUAGGCCCGCAUGAGGAACACAAACAAGGAGCUGCAGGGCGCCACCAGCCGCUAUGCUCCCUGCGACUGGUAUUACCACCUUCCCGUGAAGCGGUCUGAGAAGCCCAUGGGCGCCCCCCCGGUUUCCCAGAUCCCCGGCCUCAGUGACUUGAGUGAGCCUCCCAACGGGCACCUGCCGGGGCCGCGCAGGUACUGGAUCAAGGAAACCGACUCGGAGUAUGUGAAGCUCGCGAAGCGAGGUGGCCGGCCCGAUCUGCUGAAGCACCUGGUGGCGGCCGGGACCAGGAAAGCCUCCCCGGUUGCAUACUCCCUGCCGGACUGGUACAUUCACCACAGCAAGCCGCCCACGGCCGAGCAGAGGCAGAUCCCUGCCAUCUCCAUGCCGGAUUACAUGGUGUAUGAAGAGUUUAACCCCGAUCAGAACAACGGUAACUAUGAGUCCAGAAGAGGGCCUUUCGACUUUGACGUGAAAACCGUCUGGCAGAGGGAGGCGGAGGAACGUGAGGAGAAAAAAAAGGUGCGGCUACCUGCCAUCAACUCCAAGUACCCGAGCAAAGUGGGGACCCCGCUUGGCCCCAAAGAGCCUGCAGGAAGCAGACUGUCCUUCCCUCCCAUGCCCGGGCAAAAAACCAGUUCACCCACCAACUUUUCCAAACUUAUCAGCAAUGGGUACAAAGAUGAGUGGUUGCAGCAACGAGCUGACUCGGACGGGAGGGCCCUGCGGACACCGGGAGCAGCCCCGCCGUCCACAUCUGCGCAAGACCCCGGAGGGCUCCAGGGUGCAGGCCCGAACCCAGACCCGGAGCUGCCCGAGGGCUCUGAGGACGCUCAAGAUUCUCCUUCUCCAAGGGCGACCACAUCUCCAUCGGCAUCCAUACCAGGAGAGCUCAAAUAAGCCCCUGCGAUCAUUUUCUGAUGGCUGAAAAAGAUGUGACUGCAUCACAACUAUACUUCUGAGGCUCCUGCUAUGUUUGACGAGCAUAGAUUCUUAUGAACUAAGUUACCUUCUAGCCGAUUGGGCGUCACUGUUGCAUAGAUGGUACCAAUGUUGGGUGUCGCUUCCUGUAUUUCUCUGGGAUGUGAAUCACGGGGCUUGGGGACGCUGCGUCUCACUGGCCUGGGGUGUCCCAGUGUCUUGGAACCAACCCCUUCCCCCCCCACCCCCAACCCAUCAUCAUCUGACCUCACCUGCUCCUGUGUGAGUCUCCAUUGGUGACAUUUCUAUUGAAGUCAACCUAUUUAGACCCUUAACUAGAAGAAACUCACAGUCUUUUCCAUUAUUUGGUCCUGUAAUACCUAUAGAGAUGAUAUUCUCUGUUUCAAAAAAACUUGAGAAUAUUGUGACAUAGUUUACACUAAGAAAAAAUUACUAUCAUUAUGCCUUAAAGUUGUAAACACCUGAUGUGAAAGCAUCAUAUCAUAUGCCAGUUUAAAAUGUUUGCUAAGCUUUUUUGCAUAGGCUGAAAUUCAUAUUACACAUUUAUUAUUUUGUAUCAUUUAAGUAAAACUAUGUCUCAUUUUAAUAUUUAA
Molecule: messenger RNA, 1730 nt
Organism: Herpailurus yagouaroundi (jaguarundi)
Lineage: Eukaryota; Metazoa; Chordata; Mammalia; Carnivora; Felidae
Gene: CUNH7orf57
Product: chromosome unknown C7orf57 homolog
Exons: 9
Coding region: 211-1095 (294 amino acids)
Source: RefSeq, a predicted model, not a curated record